UCUUUAUUCCAUGGGUACAACAUCGUUUCGGAGCUUCCACUUCAUUAUAUGGGUCCUCUUCGUUGCAUUCUCAAUUUUUCACCCCAUCGUCUCCGCCAAUCAACUCUCUAUAGUUAUUGGUCAAUCUACUUCACUGCUAGUAUCUCCCAGCUUGGCUGUGGAGAACUCUCCUGGUUUAAAGCCGGGCACUAAAGUUGUUUGUGAAAGAGUAGAUAUUCGUGGAUUGUCGAGGCUUCAUGAUUUGAAGAAGUUUGCUCACUCAGUGAAGGUGAAAGUUUUGCAAAAUAGUUCAAGCUUACGGCGGCCCAAUGUGGAGGUUUGCUUUCAUAGAAAUGCAUCCCUUGGGGUUGGAAUGUGCCCUCAUGGGCGUUGGGAGAAAGUCUCUAAGGGUUCAUGGUUUAAAUCCAUGUCACCUUUUGAUCAUAAAAUCUUAGAUAUACGGAUGGCCGGUUCAUCUUUAGAAACAGUUGAGGUGGCUAUUGAAGAAGAAUUCUUUCUAUAUCGAAUUAUUUUUUUGAUUUCGGGCAUCAUUCUAUUGAGCAUUGCUUCAACUCUGAGCAAGUCAUUGGUAUUUUACUAUGGGAGCGCUAUGGCUGUUGGCGUCAUCCUUGUUAUAUUGGUUGUCCUUUUCCAGGGAAUGAAGCUUCUCCCAACUGGCCGAAAGAACUCACUUGCUAUAUUUAUGUAUUCAUCUCUUGUUGGCUUGGGAUCUUUUUUUCUGCGGUACUUGCCAGGGUUGUUGCGAUCAUUACUUGCAGAGAUCGGAAUCAACGAAGACAUGUACAAUCCUUUGGCAAUCUUUCUUCUGGCAUUUGUUGUUCUAGCUGGAGCAUGGUUGGGCUUCUGGGUUGUCCACAAAUUUGUCCUUGCCGAAGAUGGAUCAAUUGAUACAAGCACAGCUAAUUUUGUUGCUUGGUCCAUCCGCAUUUUGGCUGUUAUCAUGAUUCUUCAGAGCUCUCUGGAUCCCCUAUUGGCCGCUGAAGCGUUAAUAUCUGGAAUGGUAGUUUCAUCAGUUUUAAGGAAAGUCACAAGAUUGAGAUUCUUGCGUCGUGUGUUCAAGAAGUUAUUCAAAUUAGUCAAAAACUGCCGUGGGCUUGCUGAGGUUAUUGAUUUAUCUCCGUUACGAGAUUCUUAUGAAGAAUUUACAUAUAAGAGGCCGCAAGACUUUAAGUUUGUCUUGCGUCGGUCCAAAGACUUCUCUUUGGCUCCAUGUGAUUCUCCUAAGCAAGCAGUUACUCCAGGAAUAACCAGGACAUCUCCUAGACAGCUGUCAGAUUCAGAGAUUUACCCUUCUGCCUUCCAUACCACUCCUGAAAGAAGAAAAUUCUCAAAAGAAGAUUGGGAAAAAUUCACCAAAGAUUCAACAGAUAAAGCUGUUAAAGAACUUGUUUCAUCGCCUGACUUCAAUAAAUGGGUUGCUGCGAAUGCAGAUAGAAUCACUGUAACUCCUAGAAAAGUUUCCUCUCAUUCUUCUGGUCAGCGUCGUAAGUGGUUCCUUUUAUUUUAAGCAUCUAGGGUUUCUGUUAUAACGUAAAAAGUCUCUAUGAUAUUUAUAAGGUAACCCAUCACGAGCUGCUAAAUGUUGGUUGGCAUAGCGUGGAAGUUUAGAGCAUGACAGGUGUGUUUUUUUCCCAGCAUCAUGGUUGUAUGCAGUAUUUCACCAGUUUGGCAUAUGAAAAGAACAAAGCUGCAUUGACUCAAGCUGAGGGACGUGAGGAAGUUGUGCUUAAUGCAUGCAUUUAGGAGACUAACCUUUGCGAUAAUUUGUAUAGAAUUUUUUUUAGUAGUAUCAGCACGGUUGGUAGUAGGAGAAGAAAUUUGAGGCGUAGAAAUUGCCAAUGCACUACUAGUCACACUGUAAAUGAUGAUGUUGUUGAUUAGUUUCAAAGCAAAGAUAGUGUAGACAACUGACAAAGCAUAGAUGCAGAUAAAGUGAGCUUGAACUUUUUAUUUUCUGGGAAACUAGUUUUAAUAUUACUUUUUUUGGGUUAAAAAAUUGCACAAUCCAUAGAAGUGCAAGUCCAUUAGCCUUUUCUUUCUUAUA
Pistacia vera is the source of this 2044-nucleotide messenger RNA. RefSeq lists its product as uncharacterized. The coding region runs from base 11 to 1507 and encodes 498 amino acids. The record is from RefSeq and is a predicted model, not a curated record. NCBI's taxonomy places the organism in Eukaryota, Viridiplantae, Streptophyta, Magnoliopsida, Sapindales, Anacardiaceae. The transcript has 10 exons.